GGGACAUGCUGCUGACUAUAUUUAGGAAAUUCCAGUCCUAAUACCUCAUCAGACUGGCUCUCUGUUGGAACAAUUGCCUUUUAUUGACAGCACUUGUAAGGAUAUUACAAAUGUCACCAACACAGAAAUGAUAUUUGUGAAAUGUUACUGGAAUAUAUGCAUUAUAAAUGAAAGAAUGGAAUUCAUGUGACAAUGAAGAAAGACGAAAGCUUGCAUGAGGAGUGUUACUAGUGACAAGCUCAUUAGGGACAAAGACUAGAUACUCUGGGGAUUGAGGGAUGUGUAUUGCAUGAUCGUGUGUUAUCGUCUGCUGGAAUUUUUAAAGAUCAAUUGUUGGACAUCCACGCUAGUCAUCCUCACUCUGCCUGCCCAUCACGGUAUACGGUGUACCAUAGAGUACUUCCAAUCCAAUGCCAAAACAGUAAAUCAGAUGGGCAGCACUAUUUUGACCAAAAACCAGUGUCAAUGCUAACAGGACUAGAAGGAGAUUGUGAGACAUAGCGACCCAACGAUGGCUGCAUGAUUAAUGUUUAUCUAGCGUGGCUGAAACUUGUAACAAUGGAGGAUCCUCAAAUAGCUCUGGAUGGAAUUCCAUUGAGUAUCAUGUCUUCUAGUGCUCGAAAGAAAUACACAGACGCAAUUACAAAACAGAAUACCAUCGCAGAAACAGCUAUACAGUCUUUGGAUUCUCUAAAUGACCAGAUUGUACAGUAUAUAUUCACACCAUCCAAUGGACAGAGUUUCGAUUUCGACAAGGAUCUCUUGCCAAAUGAACAAGAGACACUGAAGUCGUCGAUGGUUUUGAUUCGACGGCUUCUUCACGACGCGCAGAGCAAGUUUCGUAAAAUGGUAGAAGACAAUAGACAGCUGGCAGCUCGUAUUGAUGGAUCUAUACAUGCAGCUAACCAGGAAGUAAAUGCCCUGAGGACUGAACUAGUGGACACAAAUAAACGAUUGUCAGAGAUUGGAACUGGCAUUGAGAAACGGGACUGUGGAGUGCAAUGUGACGGUGAAAAUACGCCACGCCACAAAGCUGAUGAGGAAAAUGAGCUGAAACAAUUAAGGGAAGAGAACUCCCGUCUGGAGUCACGCCUGGCAACACUGGAACAAGAUGACCUCAAGGACAUCGCUACGGAAACCACAAAGAUUGGAGAAAUGAAGCUUGACCUUAUUCAGACCAAACAGGAGCUCAACCGAGCCAAAGAGGCAUUGCAAGCAAUGAAGGGUGAUCGAAAGCGUCUGAAGGCAGAAAAGCUGGAACUUCUGAACCAAAUGCGUCAGUUAUAUACAACUCUAGAGGAUAAGGAAACAGAGCUCAGAGACUUUAUACGCAACUAUGAGACUCGUAUGAGGGAAAGUGAUGAAACCAUCAAACAGCUUGCCACAGAGCGGGAGGAUUGUGAACAUGAACGCUGGGAUCUGAUGAAACAGGUCCGAGACGGACAGGAACGUACCUUCAUACUCAGGACACAACUGGAGACAAAAGACGCACAAAUAAAGAAGCUGGAAGUAGAAUUAGUGGAGGCAAAGGAGCAGCAAGUAUGUGGUCAGAAGCUUCGCAGCAGUAUGAACCACUCCCCUAACAGUGUUGGCGGAACAACGACAAACAGUGAAGAAUUACCGCCCUAUGAAACACCGCCUCCAUCAACAAACUUCAAUUCCAAAAAUAGUAGCAUGGAAGCACUGCCCAUUACGCCUAACAACAAGACGAGGGAAAGAAGCAAUUCCCUUACGCCAUUGUUGGAUAGCUCCGAUUUCAGUCCUUCUAGUCAAGAUGCAACAGACAGUCCUGCAGACCCAAAAAAGAAGAAAAGGAUAAGCCUCAAUUCCAUAUCCCGAGUAUUCUCACGGGGUCGGGUCCGGCGCUCGAUAGCUCUUCCUGCAGACACUGACUUGGAUGACAUUCCACCCAACUCAAGAUUAACAUUAUUAAACCCUGACAACUAUCAAGAAAAACUGCAGAUCGUUGAGCAGUCUAAAGGUUGUCACAUGACUUUAUGGAAAGCCAAUCAGGUGUUAGCAUGGCUAGAGAUUGUUCUCAAUAUGCCAAUGUAUGGUAAAAUGUGUACAGCUAACAUUAAGAGUGGAAAAGUCCUGUUAGGUCUUAGUGAUUCAGAACUUGGAUCAGCACUCGCAAUUUCCAACCCCAUGCACAGAAAGAAGAUUCGGAUUGCGAUAGAAGAGGCCCGAAAUCCAGCAGAUAUAGCAUUCCCCAAAUCCUCCUUGCUUGACCAUACGUGGGUAGCGCAUCGCUGGAUGGCUGACCUGGGUCUGCCACAGUAUAUACAGUCAUCAGAGACCAAUCUUAUCGAUGGACGCAUGCUCAACAUCCUCUCAAAGAAAGAGAUGGAAAAACACUUGGGUAUACAUCGAAAAUUCCACCAGGCCAGCAUAUUUCAUGGCGUUGAAUUACUGCGCAGACUCAAUUUCGACAAAGAGAUACUGGCUGAUCGGCGAUCAAAGUGUGACAGCACAGAAACAGACCCACUGGUGUGGACCAAUCAAAGAGUCAUUAAGUGGAUCCAGAACAUAGAUUUGGAGGAAUAUGCUAAAAAUCUGAAGGAGAGUGGCGUUCAUGGGGCCCUGAUGGUACUGGAACCUCAGUUUACAUCGGACACCCUUGCCACAGCCCUAGGUAUACCACCUUCCAAGUCCUAUAUCCGGCGACAUCUCAAGACAGAACUUGAAUCUCUAGUCAAACCAGCCAGAAAUUCCAUUAAUGUUGUAAAUGGUAACAACAACAAAACCCUGACACGGAACUCCACACUUACUAGAGCCUAUAGGAGCUCUUCCAUUACGGAAACUACGGGGCCAAAAACGAAGCUUAGCUUCCGGGGAUCUCUGGGCAGAGCUUUCGGAAGGAAAGUCAGAGAAGACAUGAAAAAUUUCUCCUUUGAAGAGGAAACCUCCAAAAGGAAAAUCUCAGCCCCAAUGAACUUUCAGCACAAUUCUUUACAAUCAGUAUUUGAAGUUGAGAAAGUGAAAACAAAUUCCUAGCAUUCAUUUAGAAUAUUUUAGAUUUUCACAAAUUUCUAAUUCCUAGUUAUUAAUACCCAGUGGAAAAGUGCAAUUUUUGUGUGAAUAAACUUAUUUGAAUUGAGACAUGCAAGGAUCAUCAUAUGAGAUUUUGGAUGUGAAGAAGCAUUCUUCCUGUUGAUAGGACUGGCACAGCGAUUUGUACAUGUCAGGAGUAUUGUAGGGUUGUCUAUUUACGUAUAGACCUGACAUUUGUAAUGUCUUUUAGAAUUUUAGUUGUGCAUGCAUCAAUGGUAACUGGUCAUGCUUAUUUGUUUUUAAAGUACUGAUAAUUUGUUUUAAACAGUUAAGAUGAAAUUUUUUUAAAGAUUUUUUUUCUAAAUUGAUAAAUCACAAGGGUACAUCUAUUAGCAUAAUGACCGUAUAUCUUACAGUGAACAGUAUUUGUUGGAGUAAAAUUAUUUAUUUGCAUAAUAUAUACAUAUAUUUAGGAACCAGUAUUUUCAUCAAAUGCUUAUAUAACAUAUACGUAUGUAUUUAGAAACAAAACUCAUUGUUACAUAUUGAAAUGUGAUAAAGUCAGCAAUCUCAUGAUAUCUGUUUAUAUUUGUGAAAGAAAAAUAGAUUCUGGAGUAUAUAGAGAGAUUGAUGGGAAAUUUUUCUCUAUUAUUUAUUUGUUUUCAAUUCAAAUGUGUAAUACGAGUAAUGAAACUCACUUGUUAAACUUUUAAAAUCUAUCUAAAUUAGUUGUAAUCAAAACUACAUACGUAUCUGAUGAAAAUGAUCAAUUCACUUGAAAUUUUACAGACUUUUAAAUGUACUUUUUGAAACUGCAUUUGCUCAAAUUUUAUCCAUGACCAGCUUCAUGAAAGAAUUUAAUAUUCAGUAUAUAUUGACAAGAACAAUUAAAUCACAGAAAUUCAAUUAACUUUUUGAAUUCAUGUAAAUUGUAUUUUAUGAAUAAAUUUAAAUACAGUUAUGAAUAUUUAUAUGUAGUUAUGAAUAUUUUAACAUAGAUAUGAAUAUUUAUAUGCUGUUAUGAAUAUUUUAAUACAGUAUGAAUAGCUGUACCAUAACAAAUCAAAGGAACAUUUUGUAUGGAUGUGCAAUUAUUCUCCAUAAAUCAAAUUAUUUACAAAUCCAUUGUGGAUGAUCUUAAUUUAUAUACACAAUCACUUAAUUUGACAAAUUAAUUGUAAUAUAUAUAAUUGGAAGUAUGUGUUAUUGCCAUUUUUAACUAUGUAUGUUGUUUCAUUUUGUUUUAAUCAGAACAGGUAUACUAACCAUGUUUAUUUUUAUUAUCAAAAGUACAGCCACUAUAGGAAGAUUAGCGAAAUGUCAGUAGGAACAUGUUAAAUAGAAUGAUAAGUGUUAUCAGAUGAUUUUAAUGUGUUUUAAUUUGAUCAGAGAAUUCAGUGAGUAGUAAGUUUUAUUCUUAUGAGUACAAUUAAAAACAGCACAAUUCAAAGAAUUUUUUUCUUUAUGCAAUCACUUCAAAAAUGCUUUCACAUGUAAAUUCCUCAUAAUUAUCUUUUAACUGCUUGUUUUACAAUAGUUUUAAGUUUUUAGUGUAAAAUUUAACACAGAUAUAUUAUGAUUAGUCUAUCUGUCCCUGUCUGUCUAAACUCUCUUUAUCGGUCAGGUUUCAAGUUGUAGCCUUCAGUUUCCAGUUUACAGUCCCAUUCCCACAUCUGUCAAACUUUUGAAAAUAAUAUCAAUCAUUUGCACUAUGAUAAUGUGUUUAUUUCUUAAACUGAGUACAUAACAUUGCAUCAUGUGAUGAUAAGUUCAAGAUUAAUCAAAUUUUUCUUCAGUUUGUGAAAUAAUUCAAACCAGAGAUCUCCAGUCUUCCAAGGUUGAGGCAUGGCAGGUACACUGAGAGUCUUGUGCAAAUUUCAUCAUCAACAGCAAUUUUUAAAACUUUUAACAUUUUAAUAUUUUUAGAUAUUUAGUACUUUCCUUAAAACAAUGUUCUUUGGCCCUUUUAUAUCCUACCUCAUAUUCCAUCAUGACAUAUUGGUUUCUACUGCAUAUAAACUUAUUGAAAGUCAAUAAUUUGAAAACCUAAAUAUUGUACUCAUAACUGUAAAGUGAAAAAUAUGAGAGAUCAACAUAUUGAAUAAUUAAUCUUAAAAAAAUUGUUUCAGAGUUUUAAAUUCACAACUAAUUAAAAUAAUCUAGGAAAACUUGAUUUAAAGAAUUUUGGCUGAGAUGAUUCAAUUGAGGAAGUAGAUAAAGUAGAACAUAUCUCAUUCUUGACUGAAUCUAAAAAUAUGAUAUCUGCAUUUUUAGCAUUGUUGUAUAUUUUCUGGAUCAUUAUCAUAUAUCAAAGCAUUUCCAUAGAAAUUAAUGAAAUCAAACAGUUCAAUGAAAAUAGAAAGUAUUGUUGAAAUUUUUCACCAGCCAAUAUCAUGCAGAAGUACUGCCUUAUUUGAGCUUCCUCUUCCAUCUAUUUCUGAGGAAAGAAUCUGGUUUUGAACAAAAGAAAUAAUUAGUGUGUUAAUAAAUUGUUCUCUAAUUUUUUUAUCCUUUUCUACUCGAAAGAUUUUUUCUGGAUGAAAUAGUGAGCAAUUAUCUUUCCACAAAUAUAUUCAAAUAUUUAUCAAUUCAUGUGUAAAAAAUUAUAGUUCUGACAGAAACACAUUGUAUAUGUUAAUGAUGAACAAAAAUACCAGGUGAAAUGGCCCGUGCACGGCUGUGAUCACAAAGUUGGUUUUAUAUCAAAGUGUAGGUGUAUCAUAUUCAUUUGAAGUGUGUUCCAAUUAGCCUGUUUUUCAUGAUUCCUUAGUUGCUAGGAAAUAGGAAGUUGCUUAAUAAGAUGUAGGGAUUACAUCAUUACAGUAGAUGUGUUCUUCAAACUUUCAUCUUUAUGGUUAUAUACAUAUCUAGCUGUGUGAGGGUGUAAGUUGGAGGGAGUCCUUGAUUUAUGUUGCGGAUGAUUCUGUUUAAUUGUUUAUUUUAGAUCAGAUUUGUGUAGGAUAAAACCAUAAAUAAUAUUUGUAAAUAUUCUGGAUACGGAGUACAAUGAAAUGUUUAAAUUUUUUCCAAUAAAAUGCAAGUUAUAAGUGCUUUAACUGGAUGUUUUACUUGAGGGAGAACGUAAACAGGUCUUAAAAAUUUCAAGUGUUGUGUGUGAUUUGAAAGUUAACGAGUAUGCUUGAAAUGAAAAGCAUCAAAUCUUCAUUUAAGAGUUGAUGAAAGUGAAAAUUUGUAAACAAAAUAUUCUAGAGUCUGUGUACUGUAUUUAAGAACUAUAAAUAUUUUAUUGUCUGUGAUGCGAGAAAUGUACGAGAGUUAACUCCCUUGUAUCAAUUUUUAGGAGAUCUUUUGUACCAUAGUAGUUCUUCCUGCGCAGAUUGUAUGAGGGUAAAGUUGUUGUUUUAGUUAUCAUGAUCUCAUAAUUGUAUGGAGUGUGUAAGAACACAGGACAUAGUUACUUCAUGUAGUACAUGUAUCGGUAACUUGAGAUUCCUAAAGUGAAAGUGACAAUGAUGACAUUACCUGAUAUCAGAGGACAUGCCUGAUGAUUGAUGAAUUAUGGCUAUAAUAUGUGAUACAAGCAUUUUUUAUCAUUGUAUAUUUGUCAUUUUUAUUGUAAAUAUGAGUACUUUUAUGUAAAGAUGUUUAAUGCUUUCAUCAAACAGUGUUGAAUAUAGGAAAACUAAACAUUAAAACAUU
Ylistrum balloti is the source of this 6654-nucleotide messenger RNA. Its product is annotated as kazrin-like. The record is from RefSeq and is a predicted model, not a curated record. Bases 520 to 2997 code for a protein of 825 amino acids. The transcript has 13 exons. Gene Ontology annotation, molecular function: protein binding. Lineage: Eukaryota; Metazoa; Mollusca; Bivalvia; Pectinida; Pectinidae.